Molecule: messenger RNA, 780 nt
Organism: Leishmania braziliensis MHOM/BR/75/M2904
Lineage: Eukaryota; Euglenozoa; Kinetoplastea; Trypanosomatida; Trypanosomatidae
Exons: 1
Coding region: 1-780 (259 amino acids)
Biological process (GO): protein folding in endoplasmic reticulum
Cellular component (GO): EMC complex; membrane
Source: RefSeq, a predicted model, not a curated record
AUGGCGGCUGAGCAAAACAUUCUGUUAGACCCCAGCAUCCGGGACUGGGUGCUAUUGCCUUUGAUUGUGAUUGUCCUGUUCAUGGGUGUGCUGCGCCACUACGCCGGCAUCCUCAUGAACUCCUCCUCCAGGCCAGAUAUGGUUCGCAUCUGCAACGUGAACAUUCAGAAUUACGGCCGCCUACUACUCAGUGGCGGUGCUGUACUGUCGCCUGAGUCCUUCAAGCACCGGGCGGAGCACAUGCUGAAUGGCAUGCUGAAGAAGAAGGUGGAUCCGGUCAACCCGAUGGAGAUGAUGAACGACCCGAACCUCAUGUCGGGUUUACUAAAGAACCAGUUCAUGAUGAUGGUGCCGAACAUUGGUAUGAUGAUGCUGGUCUCAUACUUCUUCUCCGGCUUUGUGGUCGCCAAGUUUCCGUUUCCCUUGUCGCACCGCUUUCGGGAGAUGAUGCAGCGCGGACUCGAGAUCGAUGUGCUGAACUGCAACUACGUCACCUCCCUCAGUCUCUACUUCCUCAUCAUGUCCGGCAACCAGGGUCUGCUGGAGCUGCUGCUCGGUGAGGAUGUCGAGGCGGAAGGGACUAAUGCAAUGAUCAUGCAGCAGAUGCCGCAAGCCCCGGCUCAGCCGGUGGACUUCGCCAAGGUGUUUAAGCAGAUUGCUGACGAGUUGGAAUUUGUGAAGGACCGCCACCGGUGGGCCUACGGAAACGCCGCGGACGUUCUUCUGAAGAAGUGGCGCUCGCAGAAGCGCGCGAAGAGCGCGGCGGUGAAGCGCAGAUAG